Ostrea edulis (European flat oyster) is the source of this 2817-nucleotide messenger RNA. RefSeq lists its product as uncharacterized. The record is from RefSeq and is a predicted model, not a curated record. The coding region runs from base 86 to 541 and encodes 151 amino acids. Lineage: Eukaryota; Metazoa; Mollusca; Bivalvia; Ostreida; Ostreidae. The transcript is spliced from 2 exons.
GCUAUCCAGUUGAAGAUUACCGUAGCGUGUUCAUACUUGCCUUACUCUAGUGUUAUUAUUUGAUGUGAGAGUACGUGGUUUCAUUAUGUUAGACGGAGACGGUACGACCGUGAAAAGUGUUAAAAAUAUGGUACCACUGGAAAUUAAACCGAAACCCAAAUGUUGUAGAAAUUUAUUUGGUUCCCCAAGUGAUAAGGAGAGGGAACAGAUGUCAAAAAUUUAUGAAGACGUCCUUAAGGAAGACUUUAAAAUCGCAAAGGAAGUUUAUGAAUACGAUUUUUCUUGUGACAGACCCCUAUCCGAGAGAUGGGAGCUUACAACAGCUCCGGACUUUUACACUAGGGUAUACAAAUCGAAACAGGAACGACUGAACCCGUUAAAAAGGAAAAUUGACUUUGAUGAUAGUGACCAGGAAACUCAGUCACAAAACACCACAUCGUGCAAUAACAGACCCAUGAUACAGCUCCAGCUGACAACUCUGUUAAAGAAAAGGAAGAGGGCAGAUUCGCCGGCCCUCACGACGAAACCACUGAGGCUGUAAGAUGGCGAGAUACAUUAUGUAAGUCAAUUAUUCAUGUAUAACCUGUAUAAAAUCAAUGACGCCUUUGGAUUUCUUUGUAAUUCAACGUAAUGAUGGAAAACGGAGUUGGCAUCACUAUGGAACAACCAAAACAAAUACUGGAUCUAUUAAUAGUGUGUAGACCCACGCAACAUGCGAUGGUUUAAGCUGCUCUUUGGAGCCAUGCCCAGAAAAUCUGGAAACGUAUCAACCUGUGGUAUUAACUCUGUUUAUAUUUUCCUUUUGCGGUCUUUAAACUAGAAAUGAGACAACAUAUCUCGCACAGUAAAAAUUGAGGUGAAAAAAAACCCCACCCCAAACGAAAUCCAGAUAAAAAUUAAUACAUAUAACAUAACAAGGAAGGAAUUAGUGGGGAUAUUUUUAACCUCCCAGUUUUCACAUUUAGAUGUUGUUAUGUGAAAUAACUGGUGUAUAUUUAGGUCACAGCUCACAGGGAUAUUGGGGAGAUUUGUAUCGUGAUUAUAGAAGAUCAGUUAGUACUAUGGAUUGUGGGAAGCAUCCUAAGAGUGCACUAGUGGCAGUCACAAACGUCGAGCUAGUGCAUGACUAGCAAAAAACCCACGGUAAUAGCACGCUUCUCCAUAAAAUUUGGGAGAUUUAAAUUUAAACAGAGGAAAAGCCACAUGGCCGACACUCGAGAACGGGGUCAUUUAGAAUCACGGCGUAGUGUAUAGUACGUUGUAGUAAUAUUAAACACGAGGCCUUUCGCGCUCCGCCGGAGAAACGGCCUGGGAACUCGCGUACAUUUGCAUAAAGCCCGAUUCCUUAUGCAGCUCUAUGUAGGUCGUAACUGUCACUUUAUCUUGCCGCAGUGCUUUGUGGGAUACGGCUUCAGGUCGUCUUACGCUUAUUAUCAUGACUUGGUAUGUAAAUGAAGUCAAUUUCACCUCUACACGUAAAUUGUAGAAGAAAAAAGUUUUAUAGAGUUUCCGCGACACAUCGUAGGGAUAAAACCUAUAGCGUCGUACACGAUUACAACUAAAACGACAUUUUUCUCGUUUAUUUCUGUCAACUUUAAACCAGAUGUUGACAAGUUUUAAGGUUUAUACAUAGUGAUGCCAAUAACCUCUUAGUAAACACUUGAUAAAGCUAAUGUUCUUUUUGAGCAUAUGGUUAAUUGGUUUCAAAGUGUCACUGCCACAUUAUUUCGUCAGAUUAGCGAAGUUUCAUGUUAGUGAGGAGAAAAAUGUUUGACUCAUUUGUCUUUACUUUGGUUUUACAGAAAUUAGUGCUAGAAACUGGGAUCUGUUAAGAAGGGACUGAGGUUAUUCACAAAGUCUACACAAGAUUUCGCAGUUAGGGCAUUCCGAGCGGGAUUACUUUGCCAAAGAGAGAGAAAGCCUAAUUCUUGCCAAAAUUCUCGAGGCUUACGCUACACUAGUAAUGCAUUGCAAUAUACAAUGCAUUUGACAAGUUGUAUAUAGCCAAGAAGAGAAAGAAACAGCAACCCCAGGAACCCAGCAUUCCCUGCAGAAUCCCGUUUCCGUCGAGAUAUUACAAUUGACAGACUCCCUUGCACAGCUGGUGGCUGCUGCUUAAACAAAGAUCGGUGCAUUCAGUACUGUUUUCAUUAUGGACUUAGUGGUCACGUGCAGGGACACUAUUACUUUAUAUAUUUAUGUGCAAUUGACAACUUGACAAUGACCGUGUCAUUGUAAACAUUAUGAUCUCAUUAAUUAUUUAUUUUUUUUUAUAUUAUGUGUCAAUUCUUAUAAAGAAAAAAUCCCUGUUUGUAAAUUGUCCUAUUUAUUUGUAAAAAGAAAUUUAACGGCACUACACCUUCGAGAAUAUAAAGUAAUAUAUAUAUAUUCAGAUUCUUUAUCGAAGACUGUUUUGACACAUUUUUUUGUCAUAUUUAUUAUUGUUUGUGGUAUAUAAUACCAGAAAAUAAAGAUAUGAAAGAUUAAAGAUUUGAAAAAAAAAUUCAAAAGAAAUAGAAAAACAAGUUUCUCUCAUCUGUCGGACUUUUGUAAAAGAAAUCGCAAAAAUUGCUAAGAAAAUCCAUUGGAGUGAUCUCAAAUUUCUGUAUUUUGUAACGCAUAUUGAUAAAACAUCCAAAGUGUUCAUUUUAGUGUACAAGCAUGAAGAGAUUUUGUGUUUGCUGAUAGUUGUACUGUUUUGUAGUGAAUGUAUGUAUGCUUUCAUCAUUUUUUGGUGUUCUUGAGAUAAAUAUAGGAAUUACAGACAAGUUGUUGAGAAACUUAUUGUUGUAAAAAAUAAAGAUAUACUAAAAAUAA